Adineta ricciae is the source of this 525-nucleotide messenger RNA. The record is from the annotation of a GenBank genome assembly. NCBI's taxonomy places the organism in Eukaryota, Metazoa, Rotifera, Eurotatoria, Adinetida, Adinetidae.
AUGAUCAUGACGACCGAUGAAAGUAGCAAGCAAUUUGAUUCAAAUAAAAAGCCGAGAAAACGGAGUGUUUUUGAUCUCGAACAAAUUCGUCAUCUUGAACAUGUUUUUGAGCAAAUUACUCAUUAUCCAGAUUUAUCACUUCGACAACAUUUAACUUUGAUAACUCAACUUCCCGAUAAAAAAAUUCAAAUAUGGUUUCAAAAUCGUCGUGCUAAAUGGCGUAAACAACAUCAAUUAGGUCAUUUUGGUGGUUUACACGAACUCACCACCGAUAGCCAUCAAGACUUUGUUCCCGCUCCGAAAUCGAAUUUUAUUUUAACAUCACCAUCCACCACUAUUCCUACUCAUCCAACAGUGCAACAACUGGAACAAUUUUUCUAUUUUGCUUUGCAAACAGCAUUAGCAAAAUCAAAUGAGAAUUUCGAACAAUCGUUUCGCUCGAAAAGAUAUGAUAUAAAUUAUCCAACUUGGUUUCUUAAUCAGUUUCUAAACUCUACGAAUUCCAAUCCAUUAGUUCAUCGUUGA